Messenger RNA from Solea solea (common sole), 1105 nucleotides. It is a transcript of the gene tmem174, whose product is annotated as transmembrane protein 174. The transcript is spliced from 2 exons. Bases 368 to 1072 code for a protein of 234 amino acids. Lineage: Eukaryota; Metazoa; Chordata; Actinopteri; Pleuronectiformes; Soleidae. The record is from RefSeq and is a predicted model, not a curated record.
UUUAACAUUUAUAUUCAAAUUGUUUUAUUCUUUCAUUUUCUUCUGCUAUAAAAUGCCAUAAAUCACCAUCUUGCACUAAUUUGUGAAGCCAGUCAUUCGUCGAUAUGAUUCAGAUGAAAUGAAAUGAUUUUACCCAGCAUGCAAUGUUUACACCGUGUUCUCUUAAAAGCAGGUUAACUUAUAACUUGUCCUCUUGGUGACAGAGUCUUCCGAGUCACUCAUUCACUCCUCCACUGUGUCUUGGUGUUGGCUUUAAGAGGCACAGUGACCCACUUUCAGUGUCUGCACACACACGAGCGAUCCUGUGGCAACUCACGGACAAGAACCUGCAGGUUUCUGGACUGACACGGUGGAACAGAGCCUCGGAAUGGACCCCAACUGUGCUCGGAGUCCUGCAGCAGUGCUCGGCUCGCCACGCCAUGACCCCAGUCAGAGGGUCACGCCUGCUCCGCACCCUCGUCGGUCACACAUCUUCCUGGACGGAGAGAAGGCUGGAACUGCCCUGAUCCUGUCUGGAUUCUCUCUGGCACUGAUUGGCGUCACCUUAACCGUGAUGGGCUGGCAACGCUACAAAGCCAACACCAUGUUUGAGUGGACCCAACUGCUGGGCCCCAUGCUCAUCUCUAUUGGAGGGACUUUCAUACUCACCAGUGUCUGCAAGUUCAACCUGGUGUCCUGCUGGACCUGCAGACAGUGGGAGGAGGAGGAGGGGCCAGUGGUGGGGCAAACAUCAGCAAGACUUUCCGGCGGUGUGAGCCAGCCAAUCAUGCUGCACAGUGCCACCACAACAAUGCUGUGUCUUCCCCCAGCCUAUAACUUUGUGACCCAGGACGUACAACAGGCUGUUGAGUUCCAACCUGGCUGCUCUCUGAAUGCAGCACUUCCUCCCUAUGGCGCUGUUUGCUGUGUCGAUAACGCAGCGUUCUCAGCAGACUCAGCAGACAACGCGCGGAGCAGGAUUGAGAGGACAGCGGACGAGGGAGGACGAGGAGACGAGAGCGGCGCUACCUGUUCGCGGCCGCCUGCUUAUGAAGACAUCUACCCGUCCUUUAACAAACACUGUGUGACAUAGAGAAAAGAGAAUGUAUUAUUAUUUUACUCUUUG